AUGUCGGCGGGCGAAGAAGUGUUCGCGAAUCCGCUGCAAUCGACCGACGAGGACUCGACGGCCGAAAUUUCGCUUUCCGACGAAACUGAAGACACUUUCCGCACCGCCCGCACCGAUUUGACCGUCAAGGAGGUGCCGACAGAGCCAGAAGACGUUCCCGUCGCUCGGGAGAAUCGGGUCAGUCGGAAACGGAUGGACAUAUGGAAAAUUCGGCGAAAACGCUGAAGAAUGACGUAGAUUGCAAUUUUCUGCUCAUUUUCCCGGUUUUUCAGUCAGAACGCCCCCGUUUUGGCUACAAAAAUGUAAAUUUUCUGCAAAUAAAAGUGCGGAGGAAUGAUAAAACUGUGAAUAUUGUACUUGUUUGAGAGGCGUCAGACACCCUAUCAAUUGGCCCCCCACGUAUCACGACGAAAUUGACAGUUUUUGUCCUCUUUGUUUUCCAUUCCCUCAAAACCAUGUGAUUCUCCUGGUUUCUCUCUUUUCACUAUUGAUUUUCAUCUGAACAUUGUCGUUUUUCAGUAUCGAACCGAAGAAAUCAAUAUUGAUAUGGACUCGGCCGACGCGAUUCUCGUCGAUAUUUCCGACGCGCUCUCCGAGAGGGAUAAGGUACUGUUUUUUUUAAUGAAUUUCUCAGGAACAACACUAAAAUAUGAGACUCAUAAUUUUGCAGUUUUCUGAAAGGAGAUGCCUUUUUUGCCUUGUUUUCAGUAUGAAAUUAUUGAUUUUCAUAAGAAUUCAAUUUUCCAGGUGAAAUACACUGUGCACACACGGACGCGGCUCCAGGACAUGAAACCGGAGACGGCGGUGGUCCGGGAGCACGAGGAGUUUCUCUGGUUGCACGGCGUUCUCGAGGAGAACGAAUCCUACGCCGGCUUCAUUGUAAGACCCAUUUUUUCCCUGAUAAAAAUGGCCGAAUUCUCAUUUUGCCCAGAUUCCGCCAGCACCGCCGAAGCCGAACUUCGACUCGUCGCGCGAAAAACUGCAAAAAUUGGGCGAAGGUGAGGCGACGAUGACAAAAGAGGAGUUUUUGAAGAUGAAACACGAUUUGGAGCAGUUCGUUUCAUUCUUUGUUCAAUGAAAACAUUUUAAACAUUUGCAGAGAUUAUCUGGCGCAAUUCAAAAAGACGGUCGCAAUGCACGAGGUUUUUCUGCAGAGAAUCGCCGCGCAUCCCGUUUUUAAGAACGAUCAGAAUUUCCGCAUUUUUCUGCAAUACGAGAAUGAGGUGAGUCGGAGAAAGGGGUAAAAAUAGAUGAUUUUUCAAAAUAAACCAUUUUUGCAGCUGGCCGUGCGCGGAAAAAACAAGAAAGAGCAGGUGGAGUCGUUCUGGAAGCGUUUCACGCAAUCGGCCGACGAAGUGCUCCUCUCCGGACAGAAGGACGUCGACGAGUUUUUUGAGAAGGAAAAGAGCUACAUGGUCGAGUACAAUGUGCAUAUCAAGGAGGCCGCCGCCAAGUCGGAGAAAGUGAUCAGCGCCAGGAAAAGUACUGAAAAUUUGGGAAUUUUCUAGAUUUCUAGUGAAUUUUUGCAGAUGUCGUCAUGGCGUUCUCGAAAAUCGGCGACAAUUUCGAGCGAAUCGCGCGUGGAGAGCCGAACAAGAAACUAGCGAGAACGUUUGCUCAGGGAGCCGAUGGAAUGUUCAAACUCAAAAAAGUGGGACCAUUUUAGAUGAAAAUCUGAAAGUUGUGGCCGUGGCCUAGAGAAAUCCUAGGUCAUGGGAUCUUUUAUGAGUUCGGCACAGUCCUCAGACGUUGCCAACUGCUAACAGAGAAGAGUUUUGCACACCCAAGUUUUCUAGGCUACGGCCACAACUUUAACUGUUCGCUGUUCCGUUUUUGGCAUUUUAGAGAGUUGGGACUCGGGCAGUGUAUGACAGACACAAAAAUGUUAUAAAAUUUGAGGGUUCCCUGGUCCGUUCUUAAAUCCUCCUGAAAUGCCACAAGUUUCUCUGGCUUUCAAAUAAUUGUGAAUUUCAGGUGGAAUCGCGUGCGGCGAACGACGAAGAGCUGAAACUCGGCGACACUCUUCACUAUUUCGCGCGUGACACGCAGGCGGCCAAAGAUCUGCUGUACCGUCGGAUGAGGUGUCUCGCCAACUACGAGGCGGCCAACAAGAAUCUGGAGAGGGCCCGCGCCAAGAACCGCGAGAUUCCCAAGGUGAUUUCGGGGAAACAAUAGAGUUUUCUGUGAUUUUCUAGCCACGCCAUUAUUUUUCUAGAUUUUUCUCAAGUUUUCCUCUCAAUUUCAUUUUUUCGCUUUCAGGCAGAAGCCGAACAGACGGAAGCGUGCAAAAAGUUUGAGGAAAUCACGGGAUUAGCAAAAACAGAGCUGAAAGAGCUGAAAGUGCGCCGGGUGCAGGCGUUCAAGAAGAAUUUGACCGAUUUGGCCGAACUGGAGAUCAAGCAUUCCAAGGUACCCUUUUUUGGCCAACCUUUUCGUUGGCCGGUCCUUGUCCUGGACUUUUAACCCACUUGCAAUAAUCGGAUCGGACCCAAACUUUGCAGGUUUCUUGGACAUGGAUUGAAGUAAACUGCGUCCAAAUUUCACUCGGCUAACCUCUGUAACUUUUGCGCAAAUCUUACGCAACUUGCCAGCUAAUGGUGCGUAACCUUCGCUCUAUAGUUGCAGAGGCUUGCCGAGCAGCCCGAUCGGGACCAGAUGAUCCGAUCGGGCUAAAACUUGGACCCAAGAUACUUCAAUUAGUGCCCAAGAAGCCGGCGAAGUUUUUUCGAUCGCAUCAUUGCAAGUGGUUCAAGAGUCCAGGUAAAGGGUCGGCCAAUUGCCCAGCCCUGGGUUUCAGGCUGAAAAUAAAAACACAAUUUCCAGGCCGAAAUCUCACUUCUCCGCGACGUUGUCGACCGAUUGCGAAAGAGCAGCGAAUAA
This is a messenger RNA of Caenorhabditis sp. 36 PRJEB53466, 2880 nucleotides long. The record is from the annotation of a GenBank genome assembly. NCBI's taxonomy places the organism in Eukaryota, Metazoa, Nematoda, Chromadorea, Rhabditida, Rhabditidae.